Molecule: messenger RNA, 1626 nt
Organism: Purpureocillium takamizusanense
Lineage: Eukaryota; Fungi; Ascomycota; Sordariomycetes; Hypocreales; Ophiocordycipitaceae
Exons: 4
Coding region: 1-1626 (541 amino acids)
Biological process (GO): amino acid transmembrane transport
Cellular component (GO): membrane
Molecular function (GO): L-amino acid transmembrane transporter activity
Source: RefSeq, a predicted model, not a curated record
AUGGCGGACCAACAUCAUGAAAAGCAUCACGCCAAAGGAGACGGCAAAGCGGGCGACGAUCUAUCUGGUCCUAGCGACCGCGAUAACGGCUACAACCACGACGAUGACGUCUCCAGUACCGAGGGCCAGGUAUUUGCCUACUCGGAGGACAGGAAGAUUGGCAUCACGGGCGCCGUCUUCCUGAUCCUGAAUAAGAUGAUUGGCACCGGAAUCUUCUCGACGCCGUCUGGUAUCUUCGCUGCGACUGGCUCCGUCGGCCUCAGCUUCAUCUUGUGGCUUGUCGGCGGCCUCCUGACCUUCUUCGGCCUCAGCGUCUUUCUUGAGUUCGGCUUGGCUAUCCCACGGUCCGGCGGCGAGAAGAACUACCUCGAGCGAGUCUACCGCCGACCACGCUACCUUGCGACCUGUGUCCUGGCAUCACAAAUGAUCCUCCUUGGUUUCUCGUCUGGCAAUGCGCUUGCCUUUGGCCGCUACAUCCUGUACGCGUCCGGCAGCGAGGCGCCUGACGGAUGGCAGGCCCGCGGCAUCGGCAUCGCUGGAGUUACGUUUGCCAUCGUGCUGCACAGCACGCUGCCCAAAUGGGGAAUCCGACUCUUCAACGUGCUCGGCGUCUUCAAAGUCGUCGUCCUCUUGUUCAUCGUCUUCUCGGGGUUCGCCGCCCUCGCCGGCCGCCGCCUCGUUGACGACCCGCACAACUUCGACGACGCAUUCCGCAUCGAGUCCGGGGACGGCUACGGUGGCGGCGGCGCCUACGCCUACUCCAACGCCCUGCUCAACGUCGUCUACAGCUACAAGGGCUGGGAGAACGCCAACUACGUCGUAAGCGAGCUGAAGCACCCGCGCAAGACGCUCGCCAUCGCGGCGCCGCUCGCUGUCGGCGGUGUCACCAUCCUUUACAUCCUCGCCAACGUGGCCUACUUUGCCGCGAUCCCCAAGUCGGAGUUGGCCAAGUCGGAAGUGCUCGUUGCGGGCAUCUUCUUCCGCAACGUGUUUGGCGACAGCGCCGGGGCGCGAAGCCUGCCGGUGUUUGUGGCGCUCAGCAACAUCGGCAACGUUCUGGCAGUGAGCUUUGCGCAUGCGCGCCUGAACCAAGAGCUGGCCAAGGAGGGCCUAUUGCCAUUCAGCAAGUUCUGGGCAUCAAACAAGCCAUUCAAUGCACCCGCCGCUUCUCUAUUCCUACAUUGGCUUGUGACCGUCAUCAUCCUCGUCGCGCCGCCCGCUGGCCCGGCAUACACGUUCAUCGUCAACCUGUACACCUACCCGGGUGCGUGGAUCAAUGCAUUCGUCACCGCCGGCCUCGUGUGGCUACAGUACAAAAAGUCGGAGGAAUGGAGCUCGCCCUGGCACACGUUCCUCCCGAUAUCCAUCGUCUAUUUCCUCUCCAACGUCUUCCUAGCCAUUGUCCCAUUCAUCCCUCCAGAGGGCAGCUGGACCGCGGAUGGCUACCCCUACUACGUCUUCCCCGUCGUCGGCGUCGGCGUGCUGUUGCUCGGCGGCGUGUACUGGACCUUUUGGACGAGAAUCCUGCCGUACUUUGGCGGGUACAAAAUUGUGUCUGAGAGGACUUUCGACGAAGAGGGCGUGGAGGUGGUGCGCUAUCGCAAAAAGGCCGUCAAGCAUCUUUGA